Messenger RNA from Ylistrum balloti, 4397 nucleotides. RefSeq lists its product as uncharacterized. The coding region runs from base 765 to 1790 and encodes 341 amino acids. The record is from RefSeq and is a predicted model, not a curated record. The transcript has 7 exons. Lineage: Eukaryota; Metazoa; Mollusca; Bivalvia; Pectinida; Pectinidae.
AUCUUUCGCACGGGUUACACGACUAAUGAACCCGGAAAAACUGCUUUUAUCAGAUAAAUUACGAUGAUCGUCCUAUUUAUGAUUUCACUUUUCGGAUUUAAUCGCACGCCAGCAUCUGCUAGCAUCAACAACGGAGCUACUGUGCAGCUUGACCUGAUUCAGACGAUUUAGCUACUCCGGCUACACGAGUUUUGUACGGAAAGGACGAGUCGACAAGUGUAGGAACGGAAAAGAUGGUUUAAAAUAUUUGUGCAACUCUACUGCAUUAUCUGAAAAAAGUGUGUUUUGGGAUUAUAUUUUUUUCAUUUCGGCGCCAAAAAGGAUUCUGUUGAUAUUAUAGAGUCCUUAUGGAUAUGUUUACAUAAACAUAUUUAUCAGUGAACGUCACAGUACUGUUUGAUUGGAAUACUGUAUACUACAAGGUCUGCACGUAUAUUUUGUAUGAAAGUGCUGAGUGAUACGGCUGCUUGAAAGCGAUAUAUAUCACUAUCAUAACAGAACAGCUGGUAUAUGAAAUCUAUAUAUAGAUAUAUACAGGUAUAGCAAAACGUGGAUUUAACUUAACGAAAAAUUCGCUGCACGUCCGAGUGAAUAUACCACUGUUUGGAUUUUGUAACAAACUGUAUAAAAAUCAUAAAGGGUUGUAUCUGGUUACUAGUUAUAUCCCCAGUGCAGCUGUGUGCGUGAGCGCGCGCUAGGGUACGUCACCCGUGAAUAAUAGCCUCCAAGUGCAGAUUAAGUCGUUUCCUUCACAACAAACUACUAUGGCUGUUACUAGCCUGAACGGGACAGAGCAGACGAUAACAGCUUUUGUGCAGGAUAUUAUCCGAUAUGCACGUCAGAAGGUCGAGGACGGUGAAGGGGAUGUAAAUAACAUGGAGGAAGGAAGUGAUGAAUCACGAAAUUUGACCACUUCCGGUCAUCUUUGCAACGGAGACGCCACAGAAGAAGAGAUCCGGGAUAAAACUGAGCAAAAACACCUUCCAUCUGAUCCCAGUGAUGCUGUUGUUGACAAAAGCCAUGAGAAGGUCAGCGAGAUCGGUUUAAACAUAAAAACAGAUUAUCUGGAUUGUCUAAGCCCGGAGCAACUCAUUGCGCCUCGAGCGGAAGCGGAACAGUUCAUUGCACCGCAAGUGGAAGUUGACGUCACAGAUCUUGAUGACCCAGAAAUUAUAGAAAGCCAGGACGAAAAAGAGGCUGCAGGGUCAGAAUUAAACCCAGUAACGAUAAAUGACAACGAAAAUAAUGGUGUGAUACUGGUAGUCCAUCCCAACGGCAGCACACAAACGGUUGUGGAUUACAUCAAUGAUAUCAUUGAAUCAGCCAGAAAGCGCGCGAACGAGGAAGCAAUUGAGAGCUUGAACGACUCGUCCAAGAAAGGCAAGAAAAAGAAAAGAUCUGCUGACUCGGGAAAGCAAGGAUCCCGAAGAGGUUCCAGUCGGACAAGCGCAGUUAGAGAGCUCAUAUCAAGGAUAUUCCGGCGGGAAGACGUCAGUGACACACUGGAAGGUGACAAUGGUGUUGGAAAUUCGCAAUUUGACAAUUCAGUAACGGAAAAAUCGACAACAGACAAGUCAGCUUCAAAGAAAAAUAAAUCAAAUAAACGACAUCAUUUUAAAACUCUUUUGUUUCAAAAGAAACAGAAAUAUCAAGUUUCGACAGAGGCUCUCGCCACGGACGAAAACUCGAGAGAAAAAAUCAGGAAAAGACAAAAAGUUGGCCGGGCUAAUAGUUUCGGAAAAUCGCUUCGAAACAUGUUGUCCUGUUCAUCGUCUGUAACAACGGUGUAAAUGAUUCAUCGACCGAUAAACUUUUGUAAAAGUGUGUCAUCAUUCAUUUCAUCACCGGAUACUUUCUUUCAGUCAUUGUUCCAAAACAUGCCACCUCAGACGACAUCUUUUACGCUUUAAGUCCCCACCAAACAUGCGCAGUUUCCCUCUCACGGAAUUGCAAACCUCCGUCAGACCUGGAUUAUUGAAGGUUUUCAAAAUGUUUGAAAGUAUCUGACAUACACAAGUUUCCUUUACCAUGUGUAUACGAAGUGCUAAACUUUCACGUGUUAUAAAAUUUUCGAUGAAAAUAAGGACAUACCCUUAAGUGUUUAAAUCAUGAUUUCGUUUGAGAACGAUAUGUUCGAAUUCCUCGACAUUAUCUUUCGAAGUAAUAUCUCUAUUUUCGAAAUUUUAUAAAAGAAACCCUUCAAUUGUUUUAUAAUGCAUAUUGAAAUUCAGUUUUCAGAAAAUAAUGACUGUGGUUUCAAUUCCUUUGACUGACGACAUUUUGUCUGAUUCCUCGGUCAUUAUAUUGUCUUUGAGAAGAGAAAAAGUAACAAAUAAAUCAAUGUUUAAUUAUUGUUUCGGAUGGAAGUUUCAGCUUAGAAUCGUCAAAAUAUUAUUAUAUCGAAAAUCUUACUUGCAUGCUGCAGGACAAAAGUUUUCUUUUAAAAUAUGUUGUAAUAUUAUGCGUGUAAAUAUAUAUUUGUAUUUCCAAUAAAUGAGUUAGAAAAUGUCUAUUUUUAUAAAAUAAGAAAUAACAGUAUUGGUAACAUAGUUGCGCUAAUAUCACCAAAGGUCUAUUCAUAUAACACAAACUGUUGUAUAGAAGCCACAGAUCUAUUGUUAUUACAAAAAUGUUCAAUUAUAUUAUUAUUGAAAAAUCUUGAUUUGUAAGAAAUGCAUCAAAGAGCUUACUAAGACACAUAGUUCUUGUAGGGUAUAAUUUGAUUCAGUUAAAGGUAAAUCGAAUACAGAAACCGUUCAACUUAUUUAUCUUUAUUAAGUAAAGAACAUCUUUCUUUCGUUUACUUCAAUUUUAAAAAAGCUAAGAUAUCAGGCAAAUUAUUUUGUAAAAAAUUGAAUAUUGUUAUAUAUAGUCAUUAUUGGUUCAUUGAUGUUAUUUCUUGUGUAUUGAUUAUGAAUAAUUUGCAUUUAAUAAGUAAAGUUAAGACUUGAAUCUAUGAGCUAUAGAUGGUCAAUAACCUUUAUUAAGCUAUCGUUUAUCUAUCAUUAUAUUCCUAACUUUGUUAUCGAACCAAUCAUACAAUUUUCAUACCUUUUAUACAAUACUGAGGACGGAUAAUCUAUAUUUCUAUUUUCUACGUUCGUACAUGUCCUGCAAAAAAUAGAUAGCCAAUGGUCUGACAAUGUUGUUUGUAUCAGUACAAAUUAAUGUGUCGCUUUUUCCGAUGGAGUUUAUUUGUUUGUAAAAGGCACUGAUAGAAACCAGUAUUACAGGCAAUUUACUAAAGCAUUCUUUAAAAGUAAUUCUCAAAUGUCUGAUAUAUUUUACAAAAUGUUUUCAUUAUGUUAUACUACCGUUUGCAGUGAAUAGAUGUUUCAAGGGAGCUAACCCAAAAAGACUGCGAAUGUUUUCCUGUCAGCCCUUUCAAAAAUAUCAAUUUUAUUUCACUGGUAUAUUUGAAAUUUAUUUCAUUUGUAAUAUAGGUUAAUACAAAUAUCACUAUCACUGAUAUCAUUAUAUACAGUGCAUUGAUAUAUAUGUCAAAACAGAGAUCCUCUGAAUGUUCCUGCUACCUGUAGUACAAACCUUGGUAAUUAACAGAUACGUUUUAAUGGCGUUAAUGUACAUAUCAACUCAACAAAAGUCACCGCAUUUCAUUAUUCAGGAUGGCGACACCGUUUACCAUUGACCUCUAUAUCACGUCUAUAUGUGACCUUGCCACUUGUGUUGACGUGUUGAACUCUGUUUCUAUGUCAUUGUCACGACAAUAAAUCAAUAUUCCAUUCUGUGAUGAAAGAAGUUUAACAACAUUCAUUUAACAACAAUUAUGUCAUAAUUUCAAUUUUGAAGGAAUCGGCGUACUUUGGAUCAGGUGUUUUUUUAGUUAUUUGGUAAAUGGUUUGCUUCUUUUUCAAAACAUUGAUAAGGCUGAAGGAAACUUAAAUAGUUAAAUAGAUUUUCACAAAUUCUUUAUCUGUCCCUACUGAUUUCCUACUAAGACUACGAUUAUUUUACAUGAAACCGUGUUUAUGAAUUGUAUGAGAAAUGUUCGUUUAAUUACUACAAAGAACGAAGCAAGAGGUGCGGAGGCUCUUACGGGAACUUCUAGCAAAUUCUCAUUGGAAACCUUUAGUACAAGAAGCAAGUUUCCAAAGACUUUUAAGUCACAAACCAAUAAGAAGUUUUCUAUAAUAAUCAGUUGGUUGCCACAAUUGAUUUCUUCAGUUACUGUUUCUCAGAGUUACACGAUAUUCCAAUUCAGUACUUUAUUACAUCAGAUAUAACGGAUGUUUCUAGUUAUUAUCAUGAUAUCGUGUAAUAAUGUGUUGAAGAAAUCAGUUACAGUUUUGUUCGCACAUCGUUUAUCCCAAUAUUAUGUACUAAAGGUUGUUUUGUCUUGACAUGUCUCCACAAAGAAUAAAAUAUUGUUUCCGAAA